GUACUUCCUCCGUGAAGAACGCAAUUUAAUUGUGUGGAAGUAUUAGCACAAUAAUUUGGCAUGGCGACGGUUCUCCGAAACUCUUCUUGUCUUCUAUCUCGUCUACCUUUCUCCAGCUUCCAAUCUCCAUGGCUUCUCUCCUUGAGAUCUCUGUCUCAAUCUCUCCAGACCUUGGCGUGCCAAGAGAUCCAAGCUUCCGAGAAGCCCUACGAUUCUACAGUUCUUGUACUCCACGGCUUGUUGGGAUCCGGCCGGAAUUGGAUGACCUUUUCACGAAAUCUCCUCUUGGAGCUCCAAAAAUCUUCUCCUUCUAAUGAGUGGAGGAUGGUUCUUGUGGAUUUGAGGAAUCAUGGGAGAUCAGCUGGUUUAAAGGGGUUUGACCCUCCACAUGAUAUGGUUAAUGCAGCAAAAGAUUUGUCUAAUCUGGUGAAACAUCAUGGCUGGGCAUGGCCUGAAGUUGUCAUAGGCCAUUCCAUGGGUGGUAAGGUGGGAUUGGAAUUCAUUGCCAGUUGUGCUCGUGGAGACUAUGGAGAUUCGGCGGUUCUACCCAAGCAGCUAUGGGUGUUGGAUUCAGACUCUGGACAAGUAAAAAGCAAUGGUGGUGAUGAAGUAGAAAAAGUCUUGCAAACUUUGCAGAGCCUGCCUUCCUCAUUACUAUCACGAAAGUGGGUUGUUGACCAUAUGAUCCAACUUGGAUUUUCGAGGUCACUCUCCGAGUGGAUUGGGAGCAACGUAAAGAAAUCUGGUGAACACUAUACCUGGGCUUUUGAUCUUCAAGCUGCUAUCGACAUGUUCAAUUCCUACAGGGAAAAGAGCUAUUGGUCUCUGUUGGAGCACCCUCCAAAGGAUGUGAAGAUUGAAAUUGUGCGGGCCGAGAACAGCGAUAGAUGGGAUGAGCAUAUACUUCAAAAGCUAUCAAGCCUGACCGAGAAGGAAGAACGGUUUGAUGAGGGAAAGGUUUCACUCCAUGUUCUUCCAAACUCUGGUCAUUGGGUUCAUGUUGAUAAUCCCAAGGGUUUACUAGAGAUAAUAUUGUCAAAUUUUAUUUCCAAAUGACUGAAGAGCAACCGCAAGACAAACUGAUUUAGCUAUUUUGAUUUGCCGGAGUAUUUAUCGCUAUCGAUGUCCUGUGGCAUGCCCCCCUCUCUCUUAAGGGCUCCUAAACUAAAGGACUCCCCCUUUUUUUCUUUUAUAUCUAUAAAUAAAUAACCAUAGUUAUCUAA
Molecule: messenger RNA, 1223 nt
Organism: Dioscorea cayenensis subsp. rotundata (Guinea yam)
Lineage: Eukaryota; Viridiplantae; Streptophyta; Magnoliopsida; Dioscoreales; Dioscoreaceae
Product: protein ABHD11-like
Exons: 5
Coding region: 61-1056 (331 amino acids)
Source: RefSeq, a predicted model, not a curated record